UCCUUAUUCCUUAUUUUCUUACGCUCGGCGUAAGGCUCCAAUUAGAGCACAAGAGGGAAAUUGUGUGCGAGAUUUGAGUUUGCGGGAACGUGAACUACACUGAUGCAAUAUGAAAAUAUAGAUUACAUUAAUAAAAUAUUUUUAGUAUUAAUAAAAUAAAGAAUUUAGUAUAAUGAUGAAUUAUGAAAACGAGAUGUUGGAUAGUGCUUUUGACGAUGAUAAUUAUGGUAAUGCAUCAGAAGCUCAAAUCCUAGUAUGGAAGACGUUAAUUAAUUUAGUGCAACUAAAUUUAAUUUUGUACCAGAAGAAACACAAAGGAUACAAUAACAAAAGCAUGAAGAUGCAAAUAUGGAACAAUAUUGGUGCAUCCUUGACACCGCCAAUGACUGGAAUUGAUGCAGAAAAAACAUUUUAUCGUUUACGUCAAAAAUUCGAAAAAGAGUGCAGGAAAGUCAAUACAGUCGCAGGCAAGAUCUGGCGCAGAACAUCAUCAAAUUUCCAACCUAUUCUAAAGCGCAAGAAAGCUAUGGCUUCGCAACUGUCGCAUUUUAGCAGCUCACAGCAUUCCAGUUUACAAUGUGCCACACUAACAUCUGCAACAUAUCCAUCUAUAUGUACACCGCCAAUAAUUCUGAAGAAAACACAGAUGUAAUAUGGAAUACUGACUUGUGCAAAUCUUUAGAUUCAGAAUCUUGCUGAAAAUGAGAAAGCAUCUGUCGCGGAUUUCAUGGAGUCGUCUUCUUCAGUGUCACUUUCUAACUCAUCAAUUUCACAAGGCAUUGCAUCCACAAGCAUGCAAAAAGCCGUAGUUUCUGCUAUCACACCUCAAAGACUGACACCACCAGCAGAUAGUACUAAAAGAGAAAGCGACAGACAAGUGAUGAAGUGGAUGCAGCAAUGCUAGAAUUAUCCAAAAGCAUCUCCUCCUUGGUCAACUCACUAGCAAUUGCACUGAAAAAAAUAUAACGUCAACAGCAUUACAAUCGGCAAAAUCAGAAUUAUCUACUGCAGUGGAAAACAUGACGAGUGGUAUAACUUAGGAUUGAACAAAGUUCAUGAAGAACAUCAAAUGGAUUGUUUUAUAUCGAUCCUUGUUUGCAUUAAUGACUUUAUAAAGAGAUGAAACUUUUAUGAAUUUUUUAAUAUGCAUAAGAUGUCUUGACUAUUUUUCUUUCCAUAAAUGACUUAAUUGCUUUUGUUUCAAAAGAUUUAUAAAAA
This is a messenger RNA of Harpegnathos saltator (Jerdon's jumping ant), 1218 nucleotides long. RefSeq lists its product as uncharacterized. The record is from RefSeq and is a predicted model, not a curated record. The transcript is spliced from 4 exons. The coding region runs from base 173 to 652 and encodes 159 amino acids. Lineage: Eukaryota; Metazoa; Arthropoda; Insecta; Hymenoptera; Formicidae.